Messenger RNA from Manduca sexta (tobacco hornworm), 1104 nucleotides. RefSeq lists its product as uncharacterized. NCBI's taxonomy places the organism in Eukaryota, Metazoa, Arthropoda, Insecta, Lepidoptera, Sphingidae. The transcript is spliced from 2 exons. Bases 121 to 1104 code for a protein of 327 amino acids. The record is from RefSeq and is a predicted model, not a curated record.
GGAAAUAAAAAAAAAUAUUGUCGAAUUUGACAAUUUAUUACACAUUUUAUAUUCAUGACAAACAUUUAUAAAUGUUAAUAUACUGUAAAUUCAUGCCACAUAAAAGGACUUAACACUCAUAUGACACCAAGAGAAAUAUACAAGAGUGUACACAUAGAGAUAACUACUUACAAAAGCAACAUAUAUCAAUCUACAGAUAUGAAUGGACAAAUAUAUCCCAAACCUUACUUUAACAGAUUUAUAUGUGACCUGUGUCUAAAUUCCAAACCAGAGAGAGAAACUGUACAGAAUAGAAAGACAAAAACAUGUCCAAUUUGUCAAAGAAAUAUAACUGCGAAUAAAAUUACUAACGAUAUUGCAGAAAAUAAAGAAUUUAAGGUAAAAAAGAGUAACUCGAAAGAAGUCCAAACACAAUCAGAUACAAAUCCAAAUUUUGAUUUGUUAGAUGAAGUAUUAAAAGCUUUUAAAAGCAAGAAAGAAAUAGAUGUGAAAACUAAACUUUCCAAAGAUGUGGAGACAUCCACAGACGAUUUAAACGGCAAAGCAAAACUAACGUGCAGUAAAGUAUUUUUGUACUCAAUUGGUGACAAUAAAACCGAUUAUAAAGUAUGUACUGUAGUUAAUAGCUACCCAUCUGAAGGGAAAAAAUCCAUUGAAUUAAUCAAACAUAAAUCAUCCUCCAUACCUCAAAUGAAAAUGGAUGAAUUGAAACAUGCAUUAAGAGAGAAGACAAAAUCCAAAGACGCAAUAGAAGAAGUAAAUAGAAUGUUUGCUACCGUAAGAAAAUAUGAUUUAGAAAACUCGAAUGAUAAUAACAGACCCAUGAUCAGGCAUGGACCUCGAGUGUUACCAGUCGUUAAAACUAAGCCGAUAGUGGAGUGCAAGUAUUGCCAAGUUAAUUGCAUGUCAAGCGGUGAUUCGGCAAAUGAGUGUUACCAUAGAAAAAAUGAGAAUAAAUGCGAGAAAUGCGUUUAUAUGCUGUGUUGCCACUACAAAAAUAACACGAAACUGAUGCAAAAUGAUGUGGUACUGUGUGAAAAUUGUAGAGAAAAACACUCUUGUGAAAAAUGCAUCGAUUAUAAUAAUUGGGAGGAAGCUAACUAA